CCCUCCUACAUGGAGCCGAGCAGAGGAGCCGAGUGAUGCUGGCAGGAGCCCGAGCUUCUCGAUAAACUCUGGCAUCAGCUUCCCUUCAUCCGGCAGUCAGUGAGGACACAGUGAGGGCGGAGGGGCAGAGGGAUGGGGAUGAAGGAAAACUGACAGGAAGGCAGAGAGAGGAGAGAGGAAGAUAAAAACAGACCAAAAGACAAAAAGGAAGAGACUGUCAUUAGAAUCACACAGCUCCUUUUUCACAGCAGCCGGUCAGCCGUACCGACUAGUGCUUCCAUCCAACCCGACUGGGAUGACGGGUGGUGUGUUUUUGUGGUACGGCUGCCUGAGUGACGGCAGCGCCUGCAUCACAGUCCGAAGCAGGAGUUCUCCUCGCCGCUCUGUCUCUUAGUCAUCCUCAGCCUUCUCUCUCCCUUAGAGUGUUAUUAGGACCGUUCAUCUUCCCCAUCUCAUGCCUUCUGCCUCCUCCUCCUCCUCUUCCACAGCUUCAUCCUCCACUUCUACUCCUUCUCUGAUGAGCCACAACCUCAGAGUGAAAUAACCCUGCUGAUAGAAGCUUCUCUCUCUGUCAAGACAGUGCCAUGCGUGAUUGGCCAGCACACCCUGUGGCAGUGGCAUUGCCCGGGAUUGAGCGCGAAGCUCUCCCUCCUGCUCACUCUCUGGAGCUCCUCUGGGAAGCUUUCCUGGGAUUUAUCUUGUGCUGCUGGAUGGCACGAGGCUCUCUGCCUCUCUGAGAACGGUCCCCAGAAAAAACACUCUCUAUACGGAUAAGAAGUAAAAUAAUUAUCCAAUCACAGCACAAGCAGGCAGACUGGGUUCCCUUAGCAACAACUGAAGGAGACAAGUGAUUUUUUUUUUCUCUCUUUCUGCUAUUCUGGUUUUUGGGCACACCCCUGUGGACUGCUGUGGGUCAGCGUUCUGAGAGAGGACUUGAAGAGCGAUGCUGCAAAAGCCAAGCUCCCAUCCAAAUUCCAAAGGAGGGUGCUCAUCUGCGUUCCAGGCUCCUUGUUACUGUGUCUCGCUGACAACAUGAUUUGGGGGUUUUUUGUUAUCCCUCCACAAAUUCCCUUCACCAAGUCACAUUCUGCUGGCUUUGAAAUCAAUUCAUCCUGAUCCCACGCCACCUGGAAUGAGCUCUGCAUUCAGGAGAGAGAUUGGAAGAAAAAAAAAAGCUCACACCUACUCUCUUGCCUUUUGUGGACAAGAAUACAAGGACAGCGCGAUUAGCCUUUCGCCAGCAAGGAAAAUGGAUGUGAAAUAAAGUUUAUUUUAACAAGUUUUUUUCAAGAGGAAGAAAUAAAACGGGGCACAGAGGAAUAUCUUUUUUUUUUCAGAGAAGAUUUGUCCUUUCUCUCUUGCAGACACUAGCCCUCACUGAGGGACUUCAUUUAAAAGGCAAAUCUUGUCCCCACUGGCCAUCAAUAGAUUAGAAAAAAGAUUUUCAAAGUGAGCUGUUGAUGUGGGUUUUAUUUUUCCAGGUAGCUUAAGCUUAACCCACUAUUAAAAAAGGUUGUUUUUUUUGUGUUCCCAGUUUUGUAGGUUAGUCUACAAAUAUGUCACUGUGUUGAAGUGAAAAAGAUUCAAGUGGACAAGGGGAAUGGGGAAUAAGUCUCCCUGUAUAGACAGGUGUUUUAAAAUAGCUGGGACAGUUUUAAAUGUACAUGCUGACAUGAGAUGAGUUUGCUUAACACGAUUAUGUAAGAAAUCUCCAAACAGCGUCAGCUCACAUUUUCUGCUUCCCUUUUUUGUCCAUGGAUUUUAAGUGUGGGACUUUUCUGAUGUUGAUACUCCCUUCAAUUUUGGAAGCGUCUACCCGAAGGGAUGGAUGUCAGAGUGUGACCCUGUGCCAAGUGUGCGGGCGAGGCAAGGUAAUUUGGCUGCCCAGGUGCUUUUAAGAUGUUGAGGUCUCCCUGUGUGGCCGGGGCCCCUGUUCGGAUCAGUAGCGCUGAGGCUCAUUGUAGCCAAAGACAUGGACCCCGACUCGGCUCCCCCACGCCCUCAGCCUGUUGGCCACUGGCCCCACGUCACUUUGUAAAGGAUGUCCCUCAGCAGAGCUCCGGCCCAGGACACCUCUGAGACCCCCAGCCCGAGAGAACGCAUCCGCAGCCACAUGAAGAUGGUGAUCAACCAGCUGGAAGGCAUUCUCACAGAGCUCAAGGAUGUGGCCAAGGAACUCCGGGAGGUGGUGGGUCAAAUUGAUAAACUUACGUCUGACUUUGACUUUGACCUGGAGCCAGAUGACUGGACGGUGGCCACGGCCAGCAGCACGUCCAGCAGUGAGCGGGGUUUGGGGGAGGCUUUUAGACUGGAUUUCCUCAAUGCGGAUGUGCUUUCUGAUAGUUGGGACUUCUGCAGUUACCUUGAGGCUGCUGGUGCAGCUUCAUGCAGAUCCAGUGAGCAACCAGGGGACCUACGACAGGAGCUGGGCCGGGGGACCAUCCCCACUCAGACGCAGACCCCCAGCCCACCUCCCACCACUGCCUCUGUGUACUCCCAGAUGAACGGUGGUUUGCCCAUUCCAAACGGACCGCGCAUCAUAACUCCGGAUUCAUCCAGCGAGGAGGCCAGCAGCUCCUCGUACAGCCAAAAGACUUCUCGUACCUCUGGCACAAGAGAAAGAGUCCGCUUUAGUGACAAAAUUCUUUACCAUGCAUUGUGCUGUGAUGAUGAUGAGGAGGAAGAGCAAGAGGAGUUACAAGAGGACAAAAGUGGCUGCACAACACCAGACAGUGAUACUGAGCCCAGACUCUUUGCAAGCUCGGCUGCACCGAAACGUUCUUCCUCUGAGCACUCACUCCUCCAUAACUGUCUGGAUCCUUCCUAUGUAUCCUCGCCAGUGAAAGGGAUGUCAGGAGCUCACACACUACCCAGGAAAGGUCUCCUAAACCCCGGCUGCCGUAAAAAACUGUUACGAAACAGCAGCACACAAACUGUCUCGGACAAGAGCACCCAAACUGUACUGCCCUAUAUUCCAACCAAACAGAAAACAAAGGACCACUGAGAGAGUCUGAAGUUUGUCAUAACUCUCAUGAAAAGGAACUGUGCAUUAUUUAAUAUUAAAUACAUAGCUCAUAGAUUAUCAACAAAUUAAUUACUAAAUAAAUAAAUGAUAUAUGGGAAACCACUUGACUACAUAAAGUCCUUCUGAGGCUCAGGGAAAACUGAAGCAGAUUAGAUCAGUAAGAUGAAAGUUGACGCUGGACCAAAAGGUUAGUGCCUAAUACUUAAAGAUACAGUAAAUGGACUUUUCUAGGUGUGAUUAAUGGCAUUGGUGACAGAGAUUAUAAAAAGCAAUUGUUUUUACCAGAACCUUUUAAAUGCUCAAAGUUACAAGUAUUUAAACAAAAAAUGCGAUUUUUUUUUUCCCCCACCCCUUGUCACAGUAACAGUAAGAAAAGAAAAUGCCUGUUUCUAUAAUGUGCAUACAAGACAUUUUCUCAAUCUGUACUCUGGAUCUGUAUGAACAUUGUCUUUUUUUCAUGUUUCGGUAAUUUAAAAUGUCAAGAGGAUUAUUGCUUCCAGCAGAGAAACAUCUCUAGAUGUGCAUAUCAGGACUCUUCCUCUUCUUUGAUGCCAACAAAUGACUGAGCAUAGUCAAAAAAAGAAAAAAAACAACAUAGACUUGCCCUUUAUUUCCUAAAACAUCUCAUUGUUAUCUCGUCUUGAUCUACUAGAGAGGCUGAAACAUACUGGUGACAGGCAGAAAGCCUUUUCAGAAGUUGAGCUCCACAACAGUGACAUUUCCAAUUUUCCUCCUCCUUUAUGCACACUAGUGAUGUCAUUAGACUUAGCAGCGGAGCUAAAUUGCAGUCUGGGAGGGGGAAAAAAAAGGGCCCAAGGUUUUGUCUCUUCAUUCAGUUGCCCAGUAGGGAAUUGUACUCCAUACAGCAGCAUUUUAUUCACAGGGCCAGUGCCAAUAGCCAUUCCAGAUCAAUAUGUUAGAGGGAGGUUGCAGAGAGAGGUUUCUUUGCUGAGCAUGCAUGCCCUUCCCCUGGGAUUCAUGAACAAAAACUCACAGUCAGAUCCAUUCACUUACUCUGAACAGACCAAAAAAUUAAACUGUUGCCCUAAAGAACUGACAUUUCAAAAAAUGUGCGCCCAGGAGUGAGAGCUGAUGGGCACAAGAGAGAGUGCUUCUGUUCAACGAUUGUAUUCUUUUUUUUUUUUCCAAAGAGCAAUAAUCUACCCAAGGGAACAGCUUUGUGAGCCAGGUCCCCUCACCUUUGUGUUUUCAAGUCUAAAAAGAAAAAAGUAAAAUGUUAAAGUCUCUAAGUGGAAAAUCCUUGCUGACUCUGGCGAGGUCGACCUUUUUCCUACUGAUCGCUCACUGGGGAUCGAGCCUUGUGCAAGAUGCAGCGGUUAUGGGGGUCUCCUUUCAUUUAAUCAUGCUGACUCUCCUCAUUGGACAAAAGCAAUAACCCUUCAGAAAAAGUUGCUAAAAUAUCAUGAUCACGUUGAUUUUGUUGAGGACUGACCAAGCAGUCUCAUCAUACUUGCACUGGUGCCCAGGGUACAAAAUUACUGCUACAACACAGAAGAUUAUUAGCUUUAUAACAGAAGCACAUCCAUUACAGCCCACGUCUGUUUUUUGUUGUGUGUUACUGUGUAACAGUUAUUGCAUAGUGCACAACUUGUAGGAAUUACAGCUAUGCUGUUUAGGCAGCAUCAAACCUCAAGAGUCCAAUAGAAGCAGAGCAGACUGUGCACUUUCAUACCAGGCAGCUUGGUGGAGGCCACACAAGCAUUAAUUAGCCAAAGGAUGGUGUUGUAUAUUAGCAUACACCAGAAGGCAGUUUUUGCAGUUUCCCUUUUCUAUUUCUUUUUCUAGAGCUUUCUUUUGUGUUCUGGCUUGGUAAAUCCCAAGUACCUGAGAAGAAAGAGGCUCUGAGUAGAGAUCAAUGGCUGGCUCCCUGAAGCAUUGGCUGCCAUUUCCCUGCUAGAUUGGGGACCAAUGGGUCAUCACAGCCAUUAGCAUAAACAAACAAAGCUAUGCCACUAGACAGGCAAAGCAUCAAUUACAGGAAAACAAACUAAGCUUAUGUGGUGAUGCUUAGGCACCCGCCAGACAUGGAAAACGUGAGAGGAAUUCAUUUCAUUCCUCACCUCUCUGUAGAUUUUAUAAAUCAUAUCUACAAUGAAAUCACCUCUUUGAGUAUUAAGUUGCUUGGCUGUGGCACAGAAUAUAUUAGCAUUGAGAACAGAUUUGAGAUAUUUGGACAAAACAUUAGCCACAUCUCUUUUGCCAACAGGCUCAUUAUUCAUCUGUAAUAGAGUCCAGUUUUGUCCUCAGUCCCCUGUAGGACAAGUGUAGGAGGCAUCCAAAGGUUAUGAAAACCUGAGCACAUGGAUGCCAGAAAUGUGCGCCAGCCAGAAAAUGUACUUUCUCCUUUUUUCUUUUUUGGUACUAUUACAUACAAAGCAGAUGUUUGUGAGUGUGAGCAUAUGACUGUUUCCUCUGUAUCUUCACUGUCAUUGAGCCUGCACAAUGUGUGUGAGCCAAGGGAUAUUUUCUGAAUCGUAUAUUGCUUCAUGUUUAAUUUCAUAUUUCAUUGUCACAGCAAUUAACGGAGAUCAAUACAAAUAGACCCGGCACAUCCCCCUGGAAGUCAUUUGGCUGCACAAGUCUAUAACAGAAGAUUACAAAUACAAAAUUUCCUUCAGAGGGCUGCAAAGUGAGUCAUGCCAUUGGUGUUAUGAUAUCAGUCCCAGGUUUGUAUUGGUUCGCACUCCUGAUCAAUGGUUGAAUCACAGCCAAAGGACCGCUGCAUUCAGUGACUAUCAAACGGUGUUUGAAAGAAAAAAAAGAGCUGUAUACGGCUGUUGUGCCACAAAAUAUAGAAGCAUGCACCCAAGCAGUUUCCUUUUCUACCCUUCAUAUAUAAUUACCACUGUUCAGUCUGUCUGGCCUUUGCCUCCUUGGGUAAAUAGUGAAACAAGGAUGACAUGUCUUUGUUUACCGUACUGACUGGUGAGGGUCCAUCAAGGGGAGAGCUCAAUGCAGUCUCACUGAUUACUAUGGAUUGGCUGAGGGCGGGUGUACCUGAGGUUGAUUUGUUUCAUCUCUGUGCCAUUUAUAGCUACCGGAUACAGGAGCAAACGAUGUCUGUACUACCGCUCACACCUUUUGCUGCACACGCCCUUCACUCUUCCCGUUCACUACACAACUCUGACAAAGGAGAUUAAUUGCUGUCUCCAUUCUGUUUAAAGCAGUAAAACUUACAUGGCUUUGGAAAUAAACACAACCAAAUCAUAGCUUAGACUCUGGCAAAGUCAUGCUAUAAUAAACCAGAGUCAGCAGCUGUGAAAAAAGUGCUGAACUUCAGGUACACUGGACAGUUGGUACAGGGUUACAUCAGCCAAUGUGGAGGACACUGCUGCUCUUAUAUACACAGGCAGCAUUUACAAUCAGCAACCAGAUCUAUUUUUCUGCACAUGACUCCAGCCAACCAAAUAGGCUCACCCUGCAAGAGGGAUGGCUGGACAAGGCCAGAUCAACUAUCAGCCAGCAUUUGAUUGGUUUUGGGGAGUGAUUAAUGAAGAGCUACGCAACCACUGCAGAUAAGAUCCAACCUUCACAGGUGAUGAAGGGCAGGGCCAGUGGCUAAGAAGAGGGGACUGGAUCACAAAAUGAUCCUUUCAGGUGAAUUGGUACACUGUAACUUAAGUAAAGAUAACCUUGUCACCCUGCACGUGUAUGGGGUGCUGCUACCCAACAAAAUGUCAAAAAGAAAACAAACAAAAAAAAGUCAAAAAAUGUGUAAGAAAUGGCAUCAAUGGGGCAUUGAAAGAAGCGAGAGAAUCCUGGUAUGAAAUUGAAACAUUCAAGUACAAGCAGAAGGUAAAAUAAAAGUUCUUCAGUUUCAAAUUAAAUUGUAACCUACUGUAUUUCAAUCACAGCUUAAGUGUUUAGGAUUGGUUAUACUGACAUGAGUACCGAACCGAUGGAAACAGUUUCAUGAUGCUGUGCUAUUGAGGAAAAUUGAUUAGCCAAGCAAAAGGAAGAGAGUAAGUUUUUUGAUCACGUUACCUGACUGGUAAUUGGAACAGAACCUGAUGUGAAGUUUAAAUGUGCCAUGACCGAGCAAUGAAGAAUCACCACUAAAGCAAUUUCUGAGGAUGACUCAAAAAAAGAUUGGCAGAAAAAGAGAAGUGAUUGUGGCUGCAAUGCUAUGAAACCUGACAGCUUACACUGUAGAAAUGCAGCAUUAUCACAUACAACUUGAAAUUGUGCACAAGUGGUGUGUUUAAUGACACACUCAGCUGAGUGAGGAGGAAAAAAACAAAAGUACACAGUUACAGGAAACAUAUGCAACAGACUACAGAAAUGUCUUACAAGAAGAAAAAUCAUCAGAAAAUAGAUAUCACAACAUGCCAAGCAGGUUGUAGAAGAGGGAGGGGGGAUCAAUUACAGAAUCCACUGUUAAAUGUAUAUGCAUUUGAAAGGUGGCCUCUGGAAUACAAAGGUUAGGCAGACCUUUAAGCUUGUAUACCCAAUUUUGAUUUUUUUUUUUUUUUAAAUCAAGGAAAAGCAUCAGAAAUCUUUGAAUAUUCCAGCUGCUCUGGUUUGGCAGCUAGUCAGCAUUUCCAUUGCAUUUUCCAGGGAAAAGCCAAGGAGGCAGGGAGUUGCUGACAGUUUAAGAAAGCCAACAAAUAAGAAUUAAAUGAUGAUGAGACAGGUGCAAUGUAUACGACAAGUGCCCAAGUGCCCCUUAUUUCACCUUGCAAAGGGCUUUCCCCAUCCAUCAUAUUUACUACUUUCUGAACUGUGUGUACCCUAUAUUCCUGCUCCCCUAUACACAUUCACUCUCCUCAGUUCAUUCCUUCCCUUGCAUUCUUCUUGCUGUAAUGAGCGCUCUUACUAUGCCCAUGAGGCUGUGACAGAGGUCUUCAUCAAAACUGCAGCCAUUUGGAAGGUGGCAAGGACAGGUAAGAGUCAUUCCUUUGCAAAGCAGCGGAACAUGAGCUGGAAGUCCAGUUCUUCUGCAGCGCUGACAAUCAGAUUGUUUUCAGUCCACCAAUAACCCAACAGAAAUCUGUAAAACAGAAAGGUUCUAAUUACACAUUUUCUGCUGUUCUCUCUCUGCUUCAAUUAGUUUUCUAGUGUGUCUACAGCCUCCUAUGUACUCCAGCUUUAAAGUGGGUCACCAGGCGUACAGUGUAGCCGGGUGCUGUUGUGCUCUUCCAAUACAUUAUAGAAGCGAUUCGUUCUCAAAUGACUGCAAUUAGUCUGGUGUCAGGAAUGCUUUGCGCACUCACAGUGGCUUGCUGACAAAGUAGCUCAGAGGUAUGUCAAGAGAUUAAUAUCAGUGGGAUCUCAUUAAAUAAGGUGCUUCAAAGAAUCUAGAAUAAUAAUCACAAAUUAAUAGCAACUUUAAUACUCUCUCCAAGAUUUAAGCAGUGGUUGGGAAAAGACGUUUACAAAUGAUCCGUAACAGCUAGGAGUUGCAUCUAAAAAUAUCUUUGCGUUGAAUGUCAGUGGGGAUAACAUAACAAAACUUUACCAUUUUGUAGAAGUGCUUGCUUUUACCUGAGUUAAUGCAUUGUUUUUCUUUUCAAAAACAAUCGAAAACACUGUGAAUGGUAGGAUGCUAAGUUAGAUCAUAAAAAGGCUUCAUUGCUGUUCAAUUUACAUUGAUCCAAAAGCAGAAGAGGGCUUUCAGUGCAGUUUGAAAAAAAAAACCAUUGAGGCCAGAGAUCCUAGCCUCAUCUAAAUGUUGAAUCAAUGUUUCUCCUUUUCUUCUUUCUAGAAGGGCUUUCAAGACUAGAAAUCACUAAUCUGCUGUUUGCAAUAUGGCUCAGUUUCCGGGGGUUCUGGUUUAAACUCAGUACAUUAAGGACACAUAAAGGUAUAAAAUGUUCAUUUUACUGCCCACAGAUGGAUCUCUGCCAAGAACUCAGAAUUUUUAUUUAUUGAAACUAAGGAACAAGACCAUAUUGGGAGAAACACUGAAAUGUUGUUUUCCUAUCAUUCUUUGUUAAAAACAUUCAUCUGACUUCUACACCUCGAUUUACAAUUUCUUGCACUGAUUUGAUCCAUGAUCGACAAUUCACUCUCUCCUACGCCCUCCUCCAUCUCCUCCACCUACAUCUCCUAAGGCUCCUAUGGCUUUGCCAGUUUCUUUACAACCCAGUAGGCAGCUUAGGCCCCCACACCAGAAGGCUUGACAAUACCUUCAUACAUACACAUCUUUCUCUUUCACCCGCUUGACCAAGAGACAUCAGGACUGCUCGUAAACAUCACGAUCACAUUUGUACCUGACCCCAUUACCUCUCUCUCUUUAACAAGGGUACCCACACUAACCCCAGCCGUUAUUCAAACCAUUAACAUAUGUUUCUCAAUUGGCACCUUUCCGACCACAUUUUCUGCCAAACGAGUAGCAUUCAACACAAUUCAAAUUUCCUGACACUCAACAACUUCCUUGGUGUUUACCAGUGUAGUUUCAAAAGUUAGCAUUUCUCAGAGACUCUGAUAGAACCUCUGUAUUUCUGGCACAGUUCUUAAUGACCCAAAUCUCAUUUUAUCUGGGUAACAUUUUAAAGCAUCCUGGCAAAGAGAGAAAUCCAGUUCUCCACCACUGCUCCACUACUGUUUGUCACCCUUUCUCUUCAGAUUUAAAGCCAUGACACUUACUGGAUGACCAACUCAACAGCACCUCUUACCUUAACACAAUACCUGGUCUGUAAGUCCUCCACGUGUCUGCAGUCUUCCAAAGAACAGGAAUUAGUGGUCCUUGCUUCACUCAUAAGCUAAUCUCUGUGGCAACCCUACAAUGGUAGAAUGAACUAUCCAAUACUAGAUGCACAACUACCUGCCAAAUGUUAAAUAAAAGAGCUAAACAAUGAUCUCUUCUCUAGCUUACUGUGCACAAAUAAGUCAAUGGAAUUAUUUACUUUUUCAACUUUUUCUUUUAGCUGUUCUAUUUUUCUAACAAAGCUUAAUGUAGGGUGUAUUCAGACAAAAAGAUUGUUCCAUAUUAUCUGGGAAACAAACUCGGGUUCACUUAAAGCAGACCAAAUGUGCCAAUUCUGAAUACACCCUCGCAUUGUGAUGAGCCCGACUCAUCUUCUGCUCGUUUUGUAUCUUAGUUCUAAAACAUUUUUAAUUAAAAGUCUUGAACAGAAAACUAAAUGUAAAUUUAAGGCUGUGUCAUACUUUGCAAGACAGACCUGCCAUGCAAAAGCAGUAUACGCUGUCUUUCUGGCCACAAGUUUUCAUAAUUUUUUAAUUCAAAGCGGAGAGAUCCCGCCACUGUAGGCAUUGCGUAAAUCAAUACCUCACAAAAAGAUUUUUUGUUUUGAAUGCAGGUCUGCAUGUGUAAAGGUCUUAAAGGUUAGGGGAGUCCUGAUAAUGUACAGGAGUAUCUUACGAUAAGCUUUGCCACAAAGAAAGGUGCUUACAUCUUUUUUCGAGUAUUAUAAUAAGUCAAUAACAAAGAUACUUUUGCCCGAAUUUUUAUUAAAUGACAAAAAUAAGGAAGUGAAAGACAAAGCCAAAUGCAACAUGAGAUUUAUUCCUUUAAGUUUUAAUGUUCUCUUAUGGUAGGACUUUUUCUAUUGAUGUUUGUUGUUGAUUAGAUAAAAUAGAACUGUUCCUAAAUCAAGGUUAAAGAAAAAGCCGUUUUAAAAUUGACAGAAUUAUCAAUUAGGCAUUGAUAUUGCAAAUACAUAAAAAUGUUCCUACAAUCAAGACAUUGUUGAAAAACUUGAACUCCAUGUGUGCAUGCAUACACGGAAGUGGUGUAGUAGAUUAAUUUUGAUGAUACCAUUUUCCACAAGUUGUAACACCUUAAACAUGCAAUGCUGGAGUGUGGAGCUGCCCCCUGCAGUGCAGGAUGCAGCCUCAGGAUGCGGAGGUAAGUAAGUUGGCCAUAAAUUUAAUAUGUCUAAUUUUAGUAUACAACUGACCUCAACAUACCUUCCACAAGAAAGUCACAUAAAAACAUAAAAUGUUAGGGUCGUUGACCUCAACACACAAGGGAAACUGUGUUCCAAUAGUAACAUGUACAAACAAGAAUAAAACAAGAAUCAAGAAAAAGGCUAAUAAUGUAUUAUAGCAUAAAAUCUUUCAUAUUAUCUCCAUUACUGCUUUAAAAAACGUGAUAUUCUACAUUUACAGAAAUAGAGUCCAGACUAAUUUUUGCUUAACACAGCAAUGUCAGCAGUUUGUUUAAGUGUGCUGGUACUGAGCAUCUGGGCCUGUUUUUAAGAUAUAAACUGCCCAAUCAGAUGCCUUAAUAUAUGUGGUCUGAUAUCAAACUUUGAAAACAGAUUCUUCCAACCCCGCUUUCAAGUGAUAGGGGUGUGGACUUCAAGUAACCUCACUCCUGAUUGCAGAGAGUGUUGCUAUAGCAACGUUGACUUAGACAAACUGACAAAUCACUGCUUACUGAUGAUUUCUGAUUCCAACAUGGCAAAGUCUGUAUCAUGAAAAAAUGGUGAAUGAAUUGACUUAAUUUGAUUGGAACCUGAAGCAAGUAAUUUUCUAAGGGUGACAUCACACUCACUUGGUAAGAGCUCAGAAACUGGCUUUAAAUCAGCUCAGUAGACGUCAAAAGGUGAUGUCACCCCAUGAACAAUCUUUGGUUAAAAUUAUACAAUUUUCUUUCAUCAAUCUACUCUAUAAAGGUGCUAGGUUCUGUUAAAUAUCACUGGGGGAACACACAUUUAUUAGUUUUUGGGAAAGGUUACACACACAUCAGGCAGGUCACUUGCUCAUUACAGGGCUACAAUCAAGAGAUGUAAUCUGAUCAUUCUGAGAUCAUUCUGCUGUCUGAGUGCUCAAUCAAAUUAAGCAACAGCAGAGAACACACUUGGCUUUCAUUGUGCAGUCUGACACUAAAACCAUUCAUUACAACAUUAGUUCCUCAUCAUUUGAGUCGACAGGUUCUGGGUUAGUUUUAACCAGAAGAAACUGUUUAGAAAAAAAGCCUUAGUCACCAAAUCUGCAACAGCAAAUCCUCUGUGCACUUAAAAAUGGCACACAUUUAUUAAAAAAAAUCAAAAGCAAAAAUCCUUCACCCACGUGGAGACAUACAUAGUGGUUAAAUUUUCAAUUCACAUCACAGUGCAGACAAUGCAGUUGAGAGCACAUUGUCUGGGCUCAUGGAAAUUGGAUCAUGCCUGCUAAACUUAACAUGUGGACAGUGUCGAUAUUUUGGGAAAUUGGGUCACUCAACAUGGUUUCAAGCUUCUUUUUUUUUAAACUUUUUUUUCCAAGCAGGUUUUGAAAUGCAAUGGCUUGCCUGUGAUUACUGAAUUUCUAUGACACCCAAUUAAUCGUGGCGAUAUUGUUGCACUACAUUGUGUGUGUUGCAGCCACUGGCCUAUUUGUACUGCAAUUAAAAAUACAAUGCUGCUGGCAUUGUUGGAGGAAUCAUCAAAUGAGUGCACGUUCUGCCUAGGUUUUACUAACUUUUAAUAGGCGGAUAAAUUACUCACAGCGCAUACACACAUUAUGAUUUUCUUUCACACAUUCUGAAGAAACUUCAUUAUUGCAAUAGUUGUUUUUAUGUGAAUCUUGAAUCAUCUGAGAAGAUUUUCUGUAAAUAAUUCAUUUAACUGUUUUUUUAAGGACAGUGGAUGGAAAAUGUAUUAAUGGGUAAAAUAAUGUGCUGCAAAAGUUAUAAAAGAGGAAAACAUGUCAAGUUGACAUUUGAAUGAAUAUUAAAUAGUGCAAAAACA
Molecule: messenger RNA, 12684 nt
Organism: Oryzias latipes (Japanese medaka)
Lineage: Eukaryota; Metazoa; Chordata; Actinopteri; Beloniformes; Adrianichthyidae
Gene: insyn1
Product: inhibitory synaptic factor 1
Biological process (GO): inhibitory postsynaptic potential
Cellular component (GO): postsynaptic density
Source: RefSeq, a predicted model, not a curated record